Phacochoerus africanus (Common warthog) is the source of this 2147-nucleotide messenger RNA. RefSeq names its product lysosomal associated membrane protein 3 (gene LAMP3). Gene Ontology annotation, cellular component: membrane. NCBI's taxonomy places the organism in Eukaryota, Metazoa, Chordata, Mammalia, Artiodactyla, Suidae. The coding region runs from base 245 to 1486 and encodes 413 amino acids. The record is from RefSeq and is a predicted model, not a curated record. The transcript has 6 exons.
AAAGUACCUGCUUUCACACAAGGGCCACUUCUGGUUUCCCUCCCCACUCAGCACACCACUUGGGAGGGCCUUUCCGUCACUUCUCAUAAUGCAAGUGACUUUGAUUUCUCUGCCACAAGUGAAUGAGGGACAGAGGGAGUGUCUUCUUUGCUACCGGAGCCUGCCCCGGAAUUAGCCUUCUGCGCUGUUCAGAAGACCCAGCUGUUCUGAGCUCUGAGUGCUGCAGCCCCUUGGUGAGACAACCAUGUCCUGGAGGCUCUCUGCAGUGCUGGUGUCCUUCGUGUCCCUGGCCGUGUUUUUGCAUUACGGCCAUCAUAUGAAAGCAAAAGUUUUUCCAGAAAUCACAGACUCUUCUUCACCUACAACAGCAGCAACAGUACAGGCCACAGCAGAACCUUCUCUCUGGAAGCCAACUAACCACACGCCUCACAAAACUUUAGCAGCAAAGUCAACAGACGGUCAUGUCACCUCUCAGAUAGCUACCACAGUGACCAACUCUGAGACCCUCACCACACACACAACCAUAACAACUCUAGCAGCAACUUCCCUGGCAACUACAAACAGCACCCCAUCUACCAGCCCAACAACCCACACCCUGGUCACAACCCUGGCCACACCCAACACAUCACACAUAGCUACUCCAGUCACUGAGGCUGCAGUCAGCCCCAGUGCAGGUCUCAGUUCACCGCUACCCACCAUCAUCCCACCAGCCCACACAACUGGAACCAGGUCAUUAACCCUCAGCCCCACAGCUGGGAAAACCACUCAACCCAGUAACCAGACCACCCUUCCAGCAACUUUGUCCACCUCACCACACAACAGCACCGCCAGUCAGAAGCCUACUCACCCCACCCAUAUCCCAGGGCCAACUACAGGCGCACACAAUACCACGAAAACGGCCUCCCCUGCCACCAUAGCUCCCAGGCCCACCCUUGCACCUCAGCCAUCAUCAGCCAAGACUGGAAUUUAUCAAGUUCUAAAUGGAAGCAAGCUCUGUAUCAAAGCAGAGAUGGGAAUAGAGUUGACAGUUCAAGAUACACAGUCGGUUUUUUCACCUCAGAGAUACUUCAACAUCGACCCCAAUACAACCCAAGCCUCCGGAAACUGUGGCUCCCGAAAAUCCAACCUUCUCUUGAAUUUCCAGGGCGGAUUUGUGAAUCUCACAUUUACCAAGGAUGAAAACUCGUAUUAUGUCAGUGGAGUGGGAGCCUAUCUGACCGUCUCAAAUCCAGAGAAAGUUUACCAAGGAAUGCAAAAUGCUGUGGUGAUGUUUGAGACCACGAUCGGGCACUCCUUCAAGUGCGUAAGUGAACAGAGUAUCAAGCUGUCAACCCACCUUCAGCUGAACACAAUGAACGUCCAGCUUCAGGCCUUUGAUUUCGAAGACGACCACUUUGGAAAUGUGUUGCCAUUCAGUAUUUUUAACAGGAAGUUUAUGAAAGUUGGCAACCACUGCUUAUCUAGGACAUGGACUACUUUCCCUUGAGGUAUUGAGGGGGUGGGGAGAGCACACAGCAGCUUCAAGAGAGCUUCAAACGCCCCUGAACAGGCUGGAGAGUGAGGACAUUUCUGUUUCCUCCUUACCACAGGAGGUGUUGAUGCAAAUCUGGGAUUGAGGACUCUGUGUUCCCCAAAGCCACUUGGGUGGAACAGCAAGGGCUUAGCUUUGGAGAGAUGCCAUCCGUCUGCAUCUUCUCCCUCCAGCAGGUGUCAGUCAGUACCCACACCAGACGCCCAUUUCCAGUUCAGCCUCAAGUGUUCUUGGAAGGUUCUAUACCGCAGAGCACGGAUUAUGUAUUUACCGUGCCACCAACCAUCUUGGAGAAUGACCUAAAGAAGGUUCUAGUGUGGAAGUUUCUCCCACAGCAGAUGGAAAAUGAAAUGGAAUUAAAAUCAAGAGAGGGAGAAGGCAGUUCACUUGAGUUUAAUUUGCCUUUCAACCAUCUUCCUGAGUUCUUUGAAGUGAUGGCUGCUGCUUGGACUCCUAUGAUCUACCCAUCCCCCCGCCACAUCAGUUGUCUUUAAAAUUGCUUUGAGGAGUUCCCGUCGUGGCUCAGUGGUUAACGAAUCUGACUAGGAACCAUGAGAGUGCGGGUUCGAUCCCUGGCCUUGCUCAGUGGGUUAAGGAUCUGGCGUUGCCUUGAGCU